ACGCUAUACCCAAAAUGGGGGUUAUUCUUAGAGAAGCCAACCGCUUUCGAGCCAGACGAUUCUAAUAUGCCGUACAUUCUAGCAGUGAAGAAAACUGUCCCCGCCGCUGGUCACUGCUCUUAUGACGGUCGGCCACAAGGUAAGCUGUUCCACUAGGUGGCCGGUCAUCUUCCCAUGCAGAACGGACAGAUCAGGCUACCAGUGCGAGAAGACGUACGGACGGAACAAACAUCGAGAUGCUUUCCAGGACAGCGGCUGCAAGCAACCUCGACCGGGCUCAGCACAACGGUUGACUGCUUGCGCACGCUUCUUUGGCAGAACAGUCGACCUUUGAAGCUUAUGAGGGUCUUUGAGAGAUAUGGGAAGAAGCGUUGUAUAUAUACCCCCCUCUCUCACCGUGGCCAAGCCAACACAGCACCCACCACCACCACCACAACAGGCCGAGAGCAAGAGCAAGCGCAAGUUGCAGCACCAGCACGAGCCCGAUUGCCAGCGCAAUCGAUAUACGCCAAAGCAGAACAUGCUGUCGAGAGCGCGAUGACGGGUAGCACCGUCGGGAAAGAUGCGAUGCCAGCGGAGGUGUGGGCACGGCACGUUGUCAAAACGCUGCUGGAAAACCCACGGGAGCGAAGGAUUUGGAAAGGGCACAAUGCGUGUGGGGUAUGGGUCGCUGGCAGGUCCAUGCCCGCUGGGUUUCUGGAUGAUAACAUGAGGAAGAUGCGGCGUUUGAAUGAAGUUCAAAGAUCUCUCAAGGGAGUGUCAUGAUUCACUUGGACAGUUUCGGGGGAAGCCUGGAGGAGGUCUAGAAGCAGCUCUAUCAUGUUGUGUUAUUGAUGUGUGAUGUGCUAUUGAACAAGACAUGCAUUGCCUAUCUCCAUCUCAUCUCUCACAAUUUCUCCAAUGAUGGUCCCCCAGCUCGAUCCGACUCGACAUGUUCUUUCCGAGAAUGAUCAAGAUUACCAUUCCAGGUUAUGUUUAACUUAGUAAUUGACCUCCCGGGCCAAAGACGGACCCAGCAAGUCCCAGACCUGCUAAGCCUUUUGACUCCAGCUUUGUGUUGACAUGCCGAGUGUUGCUGAA
Molecule: messenger RNA, 1080 nt
Organism: Exophiala viscosa
Lineage: Eukaryota; Fungi; Ascomycota; Eurotiomycetes; Chaetothyriales; Herpotrichiellaceae
Exons: 1
Coding region: 175-765 (196 amino acids)
Source: RefSeq, a predicted model, not a curated record